GCUAUAUAGAUAGGUGAAUCUCAACAGCUGCUUACUAUAAAUGCAUUUCACACGGGCUUUAUCUAUGUCUGAUGAUAGGUGACACUACAAAUGUGCCUAGGAGUAGUCAGCGCCUCCCACUCAGAUAACACAACGGCGACCAGUUACUUUCUGAAAAGUGUUUCGGAAGAGUCUUUCGAGUGGCUGGCCCGUGGAAAGUAUUAUGACCAAAGGAGUUGUGUUGCUCCCGCUACUAUUAUGUAUAUAUUGUGUACAUAAUGUAGUUACUGAUUCUCACUUUGUUAACGAGUGGGCAGCACAGAUUAAUGGAGGCUACGAUCAGGCAAGGAGGGUCGCCGAACAACAUGGUUACGAAGUUGUGAGAGAAGUUCGCGGAUUCGCCGACCACUACUUGCUUCGUCACAACAACGUCCCUCACCGAUCCCGGCGAAGCGCAGACCACCACACCAAGAGGCUGACAGGGGACCACAGGGUAGAAUGGGCCGAGCAGCAGGAGAGCAAGGUGAGAAGCAAGAGGGGGUACCUGGAGGGAAAGGCAUACAUGGUAGAACGUGCAUACCUGGAGGACAAGCGAGCGACAGAAGACCGGCUAUACAGAAAUAUACAAAACAGCUUUUCAGACCCGAUGUUUAAGGACCAGUGGUAUUUGAGAGAUGACCGCAAAGGCACCAACAGCCCCAAGGUCGACCUCCAUGUCAUGCCGGUGUGGAGCAGGAACAUCACCGGAAGGGGCGUGGUCGUCACGAUUCUUGAUGACGGUAUCGAGAGGAACCAUACAGAUCUUGUAGCUAACUAUGAUCCUGAGGCCAGCACUGACCUGAACGGAAACGACACCGAUCCGAUGCCCCGAUAUGACCCCACAAACGAAAACAAACACGGUACUCGCUGUGCUGGGGAGGUUGCUAUGGCGGCUAACAAUGGGAAGUGCGGUGUUGGAGUGGCAUUUAAUGCCAACAUAGGAGGGGUCCGGAUGUUGGACGGGAAGGUCACGGAUGUGUUAGAAGGGGAGGCAAUCCAGUUCAAUCACAAGUACGUGGACAUCUACAGCGCCUCGUGGGGACCGAACGACGACGGACACACAGUGGAAGGGCCAGGCAAACUCGCCAAGAGGGCCUUCGAGACAGGCAUACGAGAAGGUCGUGACGGCAAGGGUGUCAUCUACGUGUGGGCAUCUGGUAAUGGCGGCCAUGUGAAGGACAACUGUGACUGUGACGGAUAUACUGGCAGUAUCUACUCCAUCUCAAUCAGCAGCGCAUCACAAGCGUUUGAGAAACCCUGGUACGGGGAGAGGUGCGCCUCCACCAUGGCAACCACUUACUCCAGUGGUGGGCUCAACGACAAAAAAGUGGUGUCAACUGACUUGAAGAACAAGUGCACCGACAUGCACACCGGAACUUCGGCUGCUGCCCCAUUGGCUGCUGGGAUUUUUGCCCUUUUGCUUGAGGCAAACCCCAACCUGACGUGGCGUGACGUUCAACACCUGGUGGCAUGGACUUCCCAGAGUGACCCCCUCGCCCACAACAAGGGCUGGCAGACAAACGCCGCCGGAUUCCGCGUCAACACGGCGUUCGGCUUCGGCCUGCUUGAUGCAGCUGGUCUCGUUGAUGCCGCCGACCCCAGUGAGUGGAAUACUGUCCCCGAAAGCUUCGAGUGCAAAGUGGAAGCCACGGAAUCCUCCAACCUGCCGAGGAGAUUGCAGUCGGUGGAGGGGGGUAAGAUGCUGGAGAUUGAGAUUUUAACUUCCGGAUGUGUGGAUCAAGACAAUGAGAUAAACUUCCUGGAGCACGUGAUUCUCACCCUCAGUGCCGAUUAUACCAAGAGGGGCGAUCUCUCCCUCUACCUCGUCUCCCCAUCAGGUACGAAGACGAUGCUGCUGUCCCGGCGUACCUACGACAGCUCCAGCAGCGGCUACAAACACUGGCCCCUCAUGUCCGUGCACACGUGGGGGGAGUCCCCUAGGGGGACGUGGAAACUCAUUUUCGAGGACACGUCAGGAAACGACAACUCUGGCUCAGUGAAUGGCGUCUCUCUGACCAUGUAUGGUACAAAGGUCAAGCCGGAGCACAUGCGCAAUGGUCCUCGGAACUAUAACCCUGAUUAUAAUCAGGUGAAAAAUGAGAAAAAGAGACAGGAUACAAGGGAUGACGGUGACCAUCAGUCGAAGUCUGGCAGCACGUUAGCCGAGUCUCUUCUUCAGCUGAGGCUGAAAUUCUUGUCGAAGAUGUUGUGAGGCAGCGACUGAGGUAUCAGCACGGAAUGAACGUCAUUGUGUUAGGGACUCUAACGUUUGUUUCUUGUUGUUUACAGACAACUUGUUCAAUAAAGUUGUUACCAUA
This is a messenger RNA of Haliotis rubra (blacklip abalone), 2336 nucleotides long. RefSeq names its product neuroendocrine convertase 1-like. Lineage: Eukaryota; Metazoa; Mollusca; Gastropoda; Lepetellida; Haliotidae. The record is from RefSeq and is a predicted model, not a curated record. The transcript has 16 exons. Gene Ontology annotation, biological process: protein processing. Gene Ontology annotation, molecular function: serine-type endopeptidase activity. Gene Ontology annotation, cellular component: Golgi membrane; trans-Golgi network. Bases 203 to 2230 code for a protein of 675 amino acids.